Molecule: messenger RNA, 2031 nt
Organism: Harmonia axyridis
Lineage: Eukaryota; Metazoa; Arthropoda; Insecta; Coleoptera; Coccinellidae
Product: UDP-glycosyltransferase UGT5-like
Exons: 4
Coding region: 280-1815 (511 amino acids)
Molecular function (GO): UDP-glycosyltransferase activity
Source: RefSeq, a predicted model, not a curated record
UUAUUUGACUGUCUCAUCUUAAACAAGUAGAAACAGAUAUUUUCCACAAUCAUCUGUUUAUCAGAAAGAUAUGCUUAUCAUUUCGAAAUGAAGUGAAGGAAAGCUGCUCGUCUUUAUAAAGAGCACUGGAAAUUCGUUGAAAUGAACCAACGAUUGAUUCGCGUAAAUCGUAUAAAUCGCAUCAAGUGAGAUCCUACAUAAACUGAAGCAUAUUUAUAGUAUCGUUGUGGUAAUGUACGGAAACGUUUAGUAAGAAUUGCGCGAAUAUAGUUUGUGGACAUGAUUGAGUUUAGAUUUGUUAUUUUACUUCUACAUUGCAUCGUCUUUUCCGAUUCUUACAAUAUAUUGGCUGUAUUUCCUCAUGAAGGCAAAAGUCAUCAAUGGAUAUUUGCUCCAAUCGUCAGAGAACUGGUCAAGAGGGGUCAUACUGUCACAGCAUUAGUUCAUUACACAUUCAACAUCGAGUCUAAUGGAUACCACGAAAUAUCACUGAAGGAUCCUAAUGCUCGUGGCUUAGAAAUCUUCGAAUUAGACGAAUCGGAGAGUCCAUGGUAUUGCCAACUUCGUUCUUCUGAUCUUCUAUUCUCUGAAGGUUUACAAUCUUGUGAGGUCACCUUUUCCAACUCCAAAGUAAUAGAAUUAUUGAAGUCGAACCAGAAGUUUGAUCUGGUCUUAGCUGAAGUUUUCAACAGCGAGUGUUCCCAAGGAUUUGCCCUAAGAUUCAAAGCACCUUUAGUUGCAAUUUCAACCACUACUUUGAUGCCAUGGCAUAAUUCGCGGUUUGCUAAUCCAGAUAAUCCUGCCUACAUACCAAACAACCAUAUUUGGUUCGAUAACAAAAUGAGUUUUUCGCAGAGAGUUGUGAACUUUUUGGGUACUUUAUAUGCGAAAAUUGUGUACCAAGUGUUUUUUGAUUCCAACAGGAUACUCCUUGAGAAACACAUAGGGCGGGAGAUAUCAGAUCUAGAUGCUUUGAUACGAAAUACGAAUCUGAUAUUGGUGAAUUCUCAUUGGACAUUGACUUUUUCAAGACCAUUAGUGCCAGCAGUGGUUGAAAUUGGGGGAAUACAUGUACAAAAAUCGAAAAAACUUCCUGAGAACAUAGAGAAGUUCAUAAACGAAUCCAAGCAUGGAGUUAUCUACUUCAGUUUGGGAUCUAUGAUCAAAGGACACACUUUCCCACAAGAGAAGAAGGACGCUUUCCUUAAGGCUUUCGCUCGUCUUCCACAAAGAGUGCUGUGGAAAUGGGAAAACGAGACUAUGCCUGGAAAACCCGAUAAUGUGAUGAUCCAGAAAUGGAUGCCCCAAUUCGAUAUUUUAUCACAUCCCAACGUUAAAGCAUUCAUCUCCCAUGGAGGUCUUUUGGGAACCACUGAAGCUGUUCACUGUGGUGUUCCAAUGAUGGUUAUGCCUCAAUAUGGCGACCAAUACACAAAUGCAAAAGCAGUUGAGGCUAAUGGAGGUGGUGUUAUACUUUAUUUGAAAGACGCUACGGAAGAAAAGGUUUACAACAACUUGAAGACUAUCUUAGACCCUGAAUUCAGGGCCAAAGCUAAAGCACUGUCAGAACGUUUCAGAGACAGGCCGAUGUCUCCUAUGGAUACUGCAAUAUACUGGGUGGAAUAUGUAGCAAGACAUAAAGGUGCUCCUCAUAUGAAAACUGCAGCUGUAGACAUGCCCCUAUAUCAAUAUUUGCUGUUGGAUGUCUUGGCUUUUCUUGGACUCAUCUUACUUGUUUUCUCUUACAUAAGUUACAAAAUUCUGAGUCUGGUUUUGAGAUCAGUAUUCUCGAAGAAAAAAGUGAAACAAAACUGAUGAUUGAACAUUUGUUAUUCGAUAUGGUCAACUGCAAAUUUUAUUGUAGUUCAAUAUAUCAACAUUGUGAUAACUAAUUAAUUGAAAAUAUUAUCUUUUUGAAAGGUUUAUUCUGUUCCCAUUCGGAAAUCAUGAAAAUUUCUGGAAAUGUCUUUAUGAAAAAUAGGUACUGAGAUUAAAAGUAGUCUUUCGAAGACGAUUCAAUAAAUUAUCUAA